AAAUGUGCACAUAAACACGGUAUUGUUGACAUGGCGGACUUGUCGUGGCAAAAGCAGUCCCAGGUAUAGACGAAUCUUUAGAUCAACAUAGUAUAGACACACAUGAAACAAACUCUGUUUCGUUAACAGAAUAAUAAUAAUGGUAGGCCAUAAUAAUAAUAGGUUGACCUAAUAUUAUAUAAUAGCAGUUAUUCUAGACUGUCGCUAACCUUGCCUUAAUUAUUUUUUGCGAUAAGUUCAUAUUAUUAAUUAUUUAAUUUUAAUCUGUAGUGUAGGCUGUACUAGGCCUAGGGUACUUGGUUUUGAGUGACUUGAGUCAGUUCCGUUUUAUUCUUUUGCAAGGCAUUUUUUGGGGUUUUAAUUUAGUCUAUUUUAUUUUUAAGACAGUUAGUGUUACAGUCUUAGUCUUAAACUUAAACAUUUUAAUCAUUCAGGCCUACAGUUUACACAGUCACUCACAGUGUAACACAGCAAGUCAAUCAUUAUCUUUAUCAAUGAGUAAAAGUAAAACUUAAAAUCCGAACACAAAUAUCACACAAAGACUAUGGAUACUGUUUUUGAUGGAGGAAUGAUAAUACACAUAUAACAUGAUAGGACUAUGUAGUAUGACUAUGACUAUAAUAAUAAUAUAACUCUAGGAAAAUGUACGACUUGACAUUCAUUCCAGCGGACAGCAAAUAUUAAAUAUUAUUAUCAAUUUUAAAAUAACAUCAUUUUGAAAUAUUAUACUUAUUAACUAUGCUAUGUAUGAAAUAUCAAUUUAAAAUGCCAUCAAUCAAAACAUUCUAUCACUAUCAGCUAAUUAACAUAUUUAAAAUUUUUAAAAAGUUAACUCUACUUCUAGUUAUAGUAGCUAUCCGUGACUUAACAAAAUAGAGUUCACUCAUCCACAAAAACUCAGGGCACCCUUCAUAAGUUCACUGUCACUGGCAUUAAUCCCAAAAUUUGGGUAAACUUCUAAAAAUUUAAAAAAUAGUAAAUGACAAUUGUAAAAAUAAUAUUUGUUGAACUGUAGUAGAAAAUAAUUUGUGGCUGCAGUUGCAUACCUUUUUUACUAACUGCUACCCAAGGCUUAACUCUUAAACAUCCGCUCCCAACACACUCGCAUACAGCCACAUUAUUUAUAUAAUGUUAAAUAUAAUCCUAACAAAUUUGACCCAGGGCAGUUGCUCCUUUUGCACGCUCCCCUCCCCCAAAGGCUUGCCACUGCAUAGUUGGACUCAUAUUAAAUAUCCUUUCACAGUGUACUGUAAUUAAAUACAAGUAAUCAUUAUGCAAACACAAUAUAUAUGUAAGUAGUGCAAGUUAGCACAAGUAAAUCUUUUUGUCUGAAAAAGGGACUGUCUUAUUUUCAUAGGGGGUUUAGAUGCCUUAACUGAUUAACUACCAGACUGAAAAACAGGCAGUUGCCGAAUUAAAUGUAGUUAGGUUGCAUUUUCCCAUUUGCAGGCGUAUGUGCAAAUUCAGCUGCAAGUUUCGUAAUUAUAAACAUAUUCUUAUGGGUAUUAUGCAGUUUUGUAGAUAAAUUAAUUUGCUAUAAGAUAGAUGUAAAAUGAUUCAUCAAUAUAAUUUUUAUUGGGAAAUUAUUAUUUGUAAUUAAAACAAUAAACAAAUAAAAAGUACAUAAAUGUGCCAACUUACCUGUCAAUUUUGAAUUUCCAAAAGCCUUCAUUUGUUGUUUUCAAUAUAGUGUAUCCAAUAAUAAGAAAAGUUCAUCAAAGAACACAGAAAUUUAAUAAUAUUUACACUUCCAAUUACAUAUAUGUCUUUAAUAACCCUGUCGCUUGUUGCCAUGGUAAACAAGUUUUACAGUUUUGUAACUAGCUUGGACAGUAAAUCAAAAUGAAUUAACUGCUUGCUUUCUUAAACUUUCUGCUGAUAGCAUGAGUUUCGAAAAUAAACAUCAUGUCUGUAAAUUAAUAUCUCGAACCAAAACAGGAAUGGAAUUCUUUUAAGAUUUGACUUGAUUUACUAUGACUCAAACAUUGGCGCUGCCAGCGGCUCGUGGCCAUAACUUAAGAAGUGCUUUGGCGCUUCCAGCGGCUCGUGGUAGUAAACAAAUUAACUUCAUGUCCAUAAAAGUCACAAGUGGAGAUUUUUUCAAAUCAUAAUACUGUGGGGGUCACAGUAGGGGGCAUCAACCCACAAGCUAUAAUAGCACCACGCAUAUAUAAAGGGUAGUGUGACUACGUAUUUAUGAAUGUAAUUACCUAUAUUAAUUAAAAAUAUUAAAAGCCAAACAUUAGAUUGCAAUGAAAUUUAACAUGAUCAUACUGCCUGACCUAAAGAUGGUCCCUGGAAAGUUUUGUCAAAAUCCAUUUACCACAAAAGCUGUAAUUUUUUAAAAUUGAGGCUACUGGCAUUAUGGCAAAUUUCAAUAGAUAAAUUGGAGUACACUCUGCUUAAUAAAGACGACCAAUCAUGUUAUUUCUUUUUCAUUUCACCGUCUGAUAUUCUAUGCUAUUCACUUUAUAAAGGGCAGUGUGACAAUGUAUUAUUUAUUGUUAAUUGAAAAAAAACAAAAAACUUAAAACUAUUAUACUUUAAAAAAAAAAAAUCAAUUUUAUUUCCAUAGUAACACCUGGUAAUAUCUGCUUGUAUGUAUAUACACACACAUACACAUAUACCGGUAUAUAUAUAUACACACACAUACACUCACACACACAUAUAUAUAUAUAUAUAUAUUUGUUUUUGUUAUCAGAGAAAUACUGGGGCUGCUGGAUCAGCUGUGCUGGAUAUGGAUCUGGAAGACAUGGAAAUAAUGGAAGAUGGCCAAAGUGAUGUUUCAGACUAUGAAAACAGUUUCUCAGGUAAUUCUUCAGAUUAAGCUCAUGCUAUAGAAGUAUCUGAUAUGAAAAACAAACACAUUUCAUGAUAUUGCAAAAGAGUCUUUGAAAAUUUAGAAAUAUGACAUCACAGAAUAAAGUACAGCCAUAGACUAAAGUUGUUUUUUUUUAUAUGUUUUUAUAAAAAAAAGUUGCAUUGCAAAUGACGAUAUGAAUAAAGUGGCAUAAUCUGAUUUCAAAGCGCACAUUCUUUUUUUAUAAAAUUAUCCUCCCUUGAGCCUUUAAUUUAUCAUAAAAAUUAUUUAAAUUAAUAUUUAUUCAAUGACUGUAUUUUUCCUAAAAUUUCUUUAUAUGCAUUCAUAUCUUUUAUCUGUUUACUGUAAAUAAAAAUAAAUAUUUUAUUAUUCUCCAUAAAUAAAUGUUAAAACAAUAAAUUGAAUUUUAUUUCUUCCCUCUUUUAUUUUAUUUACUGAGCUCAUGAAAGUUAUAAAAUGACCUAACCAAAUAAAGAAAUCACUUUAUUGCUGUGGUUCUUUAACUUUCGAGAACUUAAUGCUAUUUUGCUAAUUUUUAUAAUUGUAGCAAUAAGAAUUUUUGACCUCGACUUUUCUGUGUGUAAUCCAAUAAAUAAUUAACUUUUAUUAUAUUUAUAUAGGAAUAGGAGUCUCUUCAGAAAUUAGUUGUUUUCAUUUAUGUAAACCAUUGAAGUUUCAUAUCUGAUGUUCUCAAGGCAAAACCCAUUGAAAUGUUCAAAUCAUAAUUAAUCUCAUUGUGUGUGAAAUUUCCUAUUUCUGCAGAUAGCCGACCACAGAGAGGUACAAUUUCAGGCUCUGGAAAGAAAACAUUGGCAGACGACAUCAGGCAAAGAGUCAGUGAGAAUAUGACACAGAUGGUAAGUUCCAAGUUACAGUGGCACUAUUAUUUGGUUACAAUCUAUCACAGUAUUUUAAUUGAAUGCCUUGGGUGAGUAGCAUGAACUUAACUCGUGAUGUCAAGUUACUCAAUGUUCAUGGCCUUGGAUGAGUAGCAUGAACUUAACUCGUGAUGUCAAGUUACUCAAUGUUCAUAUCACAGUAUUUUAAUUGAAUGCCUUGGAUGAGUAGCAUGAACUUAACUCGUAAUGUCAAGUUACUCAAUGUUCAUGGCCUUGGAUGAGUAGCAUGAACUUAACUCGUAAUGUCAAGUUACUCAAUGUUCAUAUCACAGUAUUUUAAUUGAAUGCCUUGGAUGAGUAGCAUGAACUUAACUCGUAAUGUCAAGUUACUCAAUGUUCAUGGCCUUGGAUGAGUAGCAUGAACUUAACUCGUAAUGUCAAGUUACUCAAUGUUCAUGGCCUUGGGUGAGUAGCAUGAACUUAACUCGUAAUGUCAAGUUACUCAAUGUUCAUGGCCUUGGGUGAGUAGCAUGAACUUAACUCGUAAUGUCAAGUUACUCAAUGUUCAUGGCCUUGGGUGAGUAGCAUGAACUUAACUCGUAAUGUCAAGUUACUCAAUGUUCAUGGCCUUGGGUGAGUAGCAUGAACUUAACUCGUAAUGUCAAGUUACUCAAUGUUCAUGGCCUUGGGUGAGUAGCAUGAACUUAACUCGUAAUGUCAAGUUACUCAAUGUUCAUGGCCUUGGGUGAGUAGCAUGAACUUAACUCGUAAUGUCAAGUUACUCAAUGUUCAUGGCCUUGGGUGAGUAGCAUGAACUUAACUCGUAAUGUCAAGUUACUCAAUGUUCAUGGCCUUGGGUGAGUAGCAUGAACUUAACUCGUAAUGUCAAGUUACUCAAUGUUCAUGGCCUUGGGUGAGUAGCAUGAACUUAACUCGUAAUGUCAAGUUACUCAAUGUUCAUGGCCUUGGGUGAGUAGCAUGAACUUAACUCGUAAUGUCAAGUUACUCAAUGUUCAUGGCCUUGGGUGAGUAGCAUGAACUUAACUCGUAAUGUCAAGUUACUCAAUGUUCAUGGCCUUGGGUGAGUAGCAUGAACUUAACUCGUAAUGUCAAGUUACUCAAUGUUCAUGGCCUUGGGUGAGUAGCAUGAACUUAACUCGUAAUGUCAAGUUACUCAAUGUUCAUGGCCUUGGAUGAGUAGCAUGAACUUAACUCGUAAUGUCAAGUUACUCAAUGUUCAUGGCCUUGGAUGAGUAGCAUGAACUUAACUCGUAAUGUCAAGUUACUCAAUGUUCAUGUUUAGUCAAAUAGUUUGCCGGCUCAGUGUUACUCAAUGUUCAUGUUUAGUCAAAUAGUUUGCCGGCUCAGUGUUACUCAAUGUUCAUGUUUAGUCAAAUAGUUUGCCGGCUCAGUGUUACUCAAUGUUCAUGUUUAGUCAAAUAGUUUGCCGGCUCAGUGUUACUCAAUGUUCAUGUUUAGUCAAAUAGUUUGCCGGCUCAGUUUACAUUUGGCAGGAUAACAGAAACAUAAAGCAUCAACAAUAAAUGAAUGUUCCUCCUCACAGGUGUGGCAAGCAGGCACCCAGGGUGCCAAGAGAGCCUGGUCACUCUACGGAAACAUUGACGUGCUGCGUCCUUACUUUGACGUAGAGCCCAGGGUGGUUCAGAUGAGGUACGAUUUAACUUGCGUGUGGCCGGGAGUCUUUGCAUGCUCCAGUCAAAUUUAAAAGAUUCUUUCCCAGCAGGGUGUUAAUGGGAACCUUCAGUAUGUCAGCCUAAAUGAGAAUCACUGUCCCCUGUUUCAGGCUUCUCUUCUCCUUGAUACCAGUCAAACCAUCCGACCAGAGGCAGCAAGUACCUAAAGAACUGUACGGUCCUACAAUGGUGGUCCUCACAUUGAUUGCAAUCUUGCUGUACCAGAUGAAAACAGCAGAGCACAAAGUAGUAUGUAUCAUGUGGUUUAAUUUUACUUGCUUAUUGACAAAAUAUCGUGCAAAAAAUAAAUUGGGUAACGAGCAGAACCCAAAUCAACUCAGGUAUGUUGGUGUUUUAAAAAAAAAUCAGUAAAGAGGAUUUUCUAAAUCAAACAACAUCUUAUAUGCAAAUCACUAAAAAUGCUGUUAAACAAAUUAUUUCGUGUGUAUUUUAAAAAAAAUUUAAGUUAGAAAAAGAGUUGGUUUCAGUCGAAGAUUCUCUGACUUUUUUAUUCAACACUUUUUUAAAUACAAAUCUUGGGCAAUCCUUCAAGAAAAAAAAUAAAUAAAUAAAAAAUAAGUUUAAAAAAAAAAAAAAAAAGAGUUGUCAUCAGUCACAAUUUAUUUUUCCUAUUAUUAUACAGGAAGAAGGAACGUUGAUAUGUAUUUUAAAAAAAAUUCAAGUUAGAAAAAGAGUUGGUUUCAGUCGAAGAUUCUCUGACUUUUUUAUUCAACACUUUUUUAAAUACAAAUCUUGGGCAAUCCUUCAAAAAAAAAAAUAAAUAAAUAAAAAAUAAGUUUAAAAAAAAAAAAAAAAGAGUUGUCAUCAGUCACAAUUUAUUUUUCCUAUUAUUAUACAGGAAGAAGGAACGUUGAUGGGUUCAGCCAUUGGAGUUUGUUUCAUGUACUGGUUAGGAGCCUCCUGUCUGGUCUGGUUUGUGUCUUACGUCUGUAAUGUUCGCAUCACACUUUUGCAGAUACUUUCUAUGAUGGUAAGAAAUGGCUUCAUUAGCUUAUCGCAAAUUAAGAAAUUGGAAUUCAAAAUUCAUCGUUGCAGCAAUAGAAACUAUUUAAAUUUGAAAAAAAAAAAUGUUUGAUCGUUUAAUUUUGGGGGAAAAAGCCGUCAUAACUGAACUCUUUUUUUUUGUGUGAAUGAGCUUACUCUAUGACUUAACAGAUUUCAUUCCCGUUCAUUAAUGAAAAAAACAACAACCUUGUAGCAGAUGUAAUCAUGCUUUUAUUCAUCAAUAAAAUAUGUCCAAAAAAAAAUAAGGUUAAAUUUUUACACUAUCUUUGAUAAAAAUAGCUACUGGAAUUAAUUUAGCCUGAAGAAUUUGGUAGUGUUUUAUUAACAAAAUUUUCUAAACGAUAGCUUGUGUUUUUUAAAAAUUGUGUGACGUAUUAAAAGUGUCUAUUUAUUUGCAUAUUGAAUUUUAAAUAAAAUUUAUUCAGCGAAAUUUUUAAGAUAUUAAUGGUACCUAAAAGAUCAUAAUAAACACUGUAUAAACUUCUGUGUUUGUAGGUUCUCAUCGACUUUUGUUUCCCCAGGGCUAUUCACUUUUUGGUCACUGUAUUGUUCUGUUCUUGGGGACGGUCAUCCACACAGGGCACGACCACAUGUUUUUUUACUUCCUGUGGGCUGUGGUCGGCGGCCUGUCUACGCUAAAAAUGGUAGGCUUAUAGUUCGAUUAUCGAUGUUUAAAAAAAAAAUUCGGAAUGAAAUGGGAAUAAUUUAAGUCAAAGUCAAUCAUCGCACCAUUAACAAAUAAAAGCUCAACAGCUUCAACCACGUUGAAAUAAAUAAAUAGGAAAGAAAAUGUAUCAAACAUUUUGAUUAAUUUUUAAUUAAUUAUUUCUUAUUUUGAUUUCAAUGUAAAGUGUUGUCUGAAGAGUGAUACUUAAAACUGAUUGUGUGAAGAGUGAUACUUGAAGCUAUUGUGUGAAGAGUGAUACUUAAAACUGAUUGUGUGAAGAGUGAUACUUAAAACUGAUUGUGUGAAUAGUGAUACUUAAAACUGAUUGUGUGAAUAGUGAUACUUAAAACUGAUUGUGUGAAGAGUGAUACUUAAAACUGAUUGUGUGAAGAGUGAUACUUGAAACGCUGUGAAGGGUGAGUCUUGAAACUGAAUGUGUGAAGAGUGAUACUUAGAACUUUAUGUGUGAAGGGUGAUACUUAAAAUUGAUUGUGUGAAGUGUUUUACUUAAAACUGAAAAAAAGGACGCCACAAAACAACGAACAUGUUGGCAAGAACCUUCUUUAAGGAACAAAACAGCAGUAAAAACAAUAUAAAAUACAAACAGCUGCAAUGUAGUAUCUGAGAGGACAGCAAGAGGAUACAAUGAAAAUGAAAGUAACAAGGGGAUUGAUGCAAUAAACUAACAAUAGUUUGAAAACAACAAAUAGAAUCAAGUUCUCAUCUGUUAUUUAUAAGCGGCCGAACUAAAUGUUUCCAUCCCAUCCCUUUGGCAUUGCAGCCCAUGUAGGGCUUUGGCCUGCUUCACUACUUCCAUCCCAUCCCUUUGGCGCUACAGCCCAUGUAGGGCUUUGGCCUGCUUCACUACUUCCAUCCCAUCUCUUUGGCACUACAGCCCAUGUAGGGCUUUGGCCUGCCUCACUACUUCCUUCCAUUCAGACCUAACUAAGGCUUAUCUUUUUCAUGCUUGGAUUCCCAGCUGCUGUAGAUCUUUUCCCACAUCAUCCAUCCAUUUUAGCGUAGGUCUGCCUUUGAGUUGGGACGUUUUCCUCUGGGGUUUUGGUGGUCCACCCUCUUAACUCCUCUGUCAUUUUGCAUUCUUUCUGUGUGUUCUGCCCAGCAUAGCCUGCCCCUUUUUUACUUCUGCUACUAGCAUGGGAUCCUGAUAUAGACUGUACAAUUCCUGGUUGAUUUGUAUUCUCCAUCCAUAUUCAUCCUUUGUUGAUCCAUAUAUUUUCCAGAGAACUUUUCUCUCCCCUGUUUCAAAGGUUUUCUGACAUUUUUGUUAGGGUCCAAGUUUCGCUUGUGUAUGUUACAACUGGUCUGAUUACAGUUUUAUAAAUAGUUUUCUUGAACUUAAUGUAUUCUUGAAUGCAAUGUCCACACAGGCGGGUAUAAUCAUGUCAAGAACAAGAGGGCACACUGAGCGUCUGAUUGUCAUUGGAACCAUUGCUGCCCUACACCUUCUGUUUCUACUGUACUUACAUUUUGCUUACCACACCAUUGUAGAAGGUAUGUUGAAAAGGGUCCAUUGAAAUAGAAAUCAAGCCAUGUUAUUGUGAACUGUAACCCUGAAAUCAAAAUCCUCUCCUUGGAUUGAUGUUUCUUGAUGUAAUUUGAUUGGCACACAAGUUUUAACUUUUCAAUGCUUGGUGUAUUUAACUAUCCUUCGGAUAUUGCUUUCUUUUAGUGGACUGGAUUAUCCUUCUAGUUUUUAAGACUUUGGUCAUUUUUUCUGUCCAUUAUUUGUAGUUAAAAAAAACCCAGAAAUAUUCAUGACAUUCCAGUCUGUGAAAGAGACAGAAAUAUCUUAUGACAUUCCAGUCUGUGAAAGAGACAUAAAUAUCUUAUGACAUUCCAGUCUGUGAAAGAGACAGAAAUAUCUUAUGACAUUCCAGUCUGUGAAAGAGACAGAAAUAUCUUAUGACAUUCCAGUCUGUGAAAGAGACAGAAAUAUCUUAUGACAUUCCAGUCUGUGAAAGAGACAGAAAUAUCUUAUGACAUUCCAGUCUGUGAAAGAGACAGAAAUAUCUUAUGACAUUCCAGUCUGUGAAAGAGACAGAAAUAUCUUAUGACAUUCCAGUCUGUGAAAGAGACAGAAAUAUCUUAUGACAUUCCAGUCUGUGAAAGAGACAGAAAUAUCUUAUGACAUUCCAGUCUGUGAAAGAGACAGAAAUAUCUUAUGACAUUCCAGUCAGUGAAAGAGACAUAAAUAUCUUAUGACAUUCCAGUCAGUGAAAGAGACAUAAAUAUCUUAUGACAUUCCAGUCAGUGAAAGAGACAUAAAUAUCUUAUGACAUUCCAGUCUGUGAAAGAGACAUAAAUAUCUUAUGACAUUCCAGUCUGUGAAAGAGACAUAAAUAUCUUAUGACAUUCCAGUCUGUGAAAGAGACAUAAAUAUCUUAUGACAUUCCAGUCUGUGAAAGAGACAUAAAUAUCUUAUGACAUUCCAGUCUGUGAAAGAGACAUAAAUAUCUUAUGACAUUCCAGUCUGUGAAAGAGACAGAAAUAUCUUAUGACAUUCCAGUCUGUGAAAGAGACAGAAAUAUCUUAUGACAUUCCAGUCUGUGAAAGAGACAGAAAUAUCUUAUGACAUUCCAGUCUGUGAAAGAGACAUAAAUAUCUUAUGACAUUCCAGUCUGUGAAAGAGACAUAAAUAUCUUAUGACAUUCCAGUCUGUGAAAGAGACAUAAAUAUCUUAUGACAUUCCAGUCUGUGAAAGAGACAUAAAUAUCUUAUGACAUUCCAGUCUGUGAAAGAGACAUAAAUAUCUUAUGACAUUCCAGUCUGUGAAAGAGACAUAAAUAUCUUAUGACAUUCCAGUCUGUGAAAGAGACAUAAAUAUCUUAUGACAUUCCAGUCAGUGAAAGAGACAUAAAUAUCUUAUGACAUUCCAGUCAGUGAAAGAGACAUAAAUAUCUUAUGACAUUCCAGUCAGUGAAAGAGACAAAAUAUCUUAUGACAUUCCAGUCAGUGAAAGAGGGUCUCCUCUAUUAAAUCUCCAGUUUAUGUUGCCUUGCAUUGAGCUAAAGGGCAUCAAUUUUUGAAUCCCUUCAUAAAUGGUUGAGCAUCCCCUUUUUCAAGAAACCAGCUGAUCUAUCUAUACAUACGAUGGCAUCUAUACACAUGAUGACAUGUAUACACCUGAUGGCAUCUAUACACAUGAUGGCAUCUAUACACAUGAUGAUGGCAGCUAUACACACAAUAGCAUCUAUACAUACUAUGGCAUCUAUACACAUAAUGGCCUCUUUACACAUGAUAGCAUUGUGUUUAUAUUUAUAGCAAAUUAUAAUGAUGUUUCCCUUCUCUGUCCCUAGAAAUCUCAGAUGCCUUCAAUCAGAACUUGGUCCAAGUUCCUGUGGCUGUCCAAGAAGAGCCGCAGGUACCGGUGGUUACAGGGAAUAUUGACCAGGAUCAUGAAGGUCAGGGUCAUUAAAGUGUGACGUCUGUGUAAUUUUAACAUGGACUUUUGAUAACAAUUCUCAUAUUUGGAAUUUCUUAUAAUUUUGUGCUCAUAAAUGCAGACCUGUUUACUCCUAAAAUCGUACAACAUCAUCACAAAAUCGUUCAAUAUGUUGUAUUUAUAGUAAAAAAAAACCAGACAGUAUAUACAAUCUAUACACCUCAAAAUUGUACAUUGUACGCCAAAAUCGUAAAAGUAAACAGGUCUGUAAAUGGCGUUAAAAAAAUUAUCAGGUUGUCCAAACAGGCAAAGUUACCAAUGACUCUCAAGCUCACACAGAAGCUAAAAAUGUGUCCAGAGUUGACCCUACUAUAAAGGGAAGACCUGUGCUAAUAGAUAAGUAGCCGCACCAAUGCAUCAAGUUGGGCAAGUGUACAAGGACCUGCAUUGAACAGAAAAGUACCCAGGUGUAAUUUGGGUUGACUCAAUGAAUGAAGACUUUAUGAGGGCUCAUGCCCCCCCCCCCCAUCUCUCCACACACCCAGCACAUUAGCACUUAGAGCACUUUUUUGUACCUACUAAAACAGCCUGCUGCGGGUCCUGCACAUUUUUGUCACGCAUAAAUCGUGGUGUAAAUGCAUGAAUAUGUUGGAACUUUUAAACGGGAUGAAAUAUCUUUUUCAUUAACUGCUGCUCCUAUAAGAUUGAUCUAUCAUAAAUCCUAAGAUCAGUGGUUCUCAACGUUUUUAAUUCAACCAACCUGCAUUUGGAGGUUUUAAACUUAUUGUUUAAAAGCUAUUUUUUUGGGAAGCCACAGCACUAUUGUGUCAUUUAAAAGAAAUGUCAUUAUCAAAUUAAAAAAAAACAAAAACAUCAGAUGAAAAAAAAUCAGAUUAAAAACAAAAUUUCAAUGUUUGAACCUGAUGUCUGACAUUUUAGAACAGAUGCAACAUUAAGUCAAGAGAGAUGUUUGGUUCAUUUUGAUAAAUUUAAUUGAUUAGAAGGGAGCGUGUAAAAGAGGAUGUGCACUCAUUUACCACUUGGCCUCUGGCCCCUGUGACAUUUUAGCCACACCCCCUAAAGGGAGGCAAUAUGUUGCCAGCAGAAUAGAGUUCCAGCACAUUUACAUACUUAUUAGUUAUUUUUGGGUCAGAAUGGGUUAAGAUUUUUGCACAACAAAAGUUAUUUGAAAUAGAAGGUUAGUUUUGUCUUGUCUGGGGCCGAAGUAAACAAAAAUUCUCUUUGUAAAAAUAUAUAUUAUUAUAUUUAUUGGAUCUCAUUUAGAAGAUAAUCAUUGGGAAACUUAAAAGUUCUAUCCUACGUCGUGGCAUUGUGGGUUACACACCUAUGUAGUGAUAGUCUGGUUUGUAACUACAUCCUUCCAGUUAGGAGUAAAAGUCUUUAUAACCAUAGCACCCCCCAAUAUUUCUGCCAGGUCUCUCUCAUAUUUCGAGAUCAUUCCUUAUAUCCAACAUUUCUGCCAGAUCUCUCUCCUCUUUCUAGAUCAUACCCUACAUUUGUUUUGUCUUUUUAAAACUUAUAAGUGUACCUUAUUUAAUUCAUUUGAGACAGUCAUUCAUUUUGAGACCUUUGUUCUAUUGCCUUGUUGAUGAACCUGAAAUGAUCGUUCCUAGUUACUGUGAUGUUAUGAUGAAUGCGGCUUGCUAGGUGUUUAUUGUUCUCUCACUCUUCCUCUCAUAUAUCUUUUGACUUGGUAACUCCACCACUGUAGCCAUUAACCCCUUGAUUUCCAGCCCUGAAAGAAAUUGCGGAUGUGACGCAGGCCGCUCUGCCACAAGAUGGAGUAGUCCCGCCAGUGCUGAAAGACAUGACGGCAGGUGUGAAAUUAAUACUCAACAAUUCAUCUAUACAGGCCGAGCUUGAGGAAUUAAAAGCUCCAGCUUCACUGGCCAGGACGGGGUCUCUGAUCCUCGACAAGCUAAAACAAAGAGAAUCCAUUGUCGCAUGAAGGCAAUUAAAUCUAUUUGCUAUUAACUUCUUUGUGUUCCUUUUAUUCAGUUUUCCAAAUGCAAGUGUAGUUUUUUAACAGAAAAAUAAUCAAAAAAUUUUGAACUUGUUGAUUUUCUCUAGCCAGAAGUAUUGAACUUAGAUUUGUAGUGAAAUAUAUAUUCUUAUAGGCUGUGCUAUAGCUUUGGUAAAGGCUUAUUUUGUCUGUAUAAACAAAUUGACCUAUAGUGGUGGCAGCUAGUGCUGGAUUCAGUCACAAACCCUCCCAGAUGUUCUUAAGGAAAAUAAAUUGAAAUAUUUGGUUCUGGGAUCUGGUAGAAACACUUGAACAAUUUUUUUAAUCGGGCCAACCCCAUGCAUAUUUAAACAUUUAAAGACAUAUUGACGUAGACACCUUGCAUCUGGCAACUGUUGAAUGUUGAAAUAUAUCCUGAGACCUGAAUAAUGAGAGCUUUACUCAACCCUGUGCUGCAUUUCAGUAUUUUUCUUGACUUGUGUCCUGACCCCUUGCGUCCUGCAUUUAUUUUUUAGUUUAUUUCUUCACAUCUUAUGUCCCUUGGUUGUACAAAGAAACAGAGUAAUGAAGCACACACAUACGCAAAAACACCUUUUCAAUUGAAUUUCUUCUUAAACAUAAUUAAUAUCCCUGCACUGGAUGUGGCAAUGUACUGUAAUGCUUUCUUAUAAAUUCUGGUGUGGGUAUUUAUUAUUUUUAAUGAGUUGGGGGAUAAACUCAGGUUUGAUUCUACACUUUGUGAGACCACACCAAUUCCAACCCAUGUUUUAGUCAGCCCCUGCUAACCAUGACUCAAAUUAACACACCCCUCCACCCCCAGACUAGGUGCCACUCAAUUUUAAUGUGUUUUUUUUUUUUUUUAAAUUUUUUUCCUUUUUUUAUUUGAAUCAGUCAUACCAAUUUUUUUUUUUAUAGAAUACUUUGUUUUCAUUUAAUGACUCAAAUUAACACACCCCUCCACCCCCAGACUAGGUGCCACUCAAUUUUAAUGUGUUUUUUUUUUUUUUUAAAUUUUUUUCCUUAUUUUAUUUGAAUCAGUCAUACCAAUUUUGUUUUUUAUAGAAUACUUUGUUUUCAUUUCAGGUUAUUCAUAAGCUCUAGCAUUUCUGCCCCUUGUUUCCUGUAAUUUUAUUCCAUAAAUUUAAAUGACCUGAGUGUAAAUUAUUGACAAUGUACUUUUGUUUAAUUGUUAGUUAUUAUUGUUGUUAUUUCAGAUUUAUUUUACACUUACUUAUCAGUUAAUGGUGUCUGAAAUGAAAAGAAGGAACUCCCAUUACAUUAUUACCUCCCUUUACUCUAGUUGAUAUUACGUUCCUUUCGCUAUGAGUAUGAACAUUAACACACCUCCCUGUUCUUUUGUCUUUUUAAAAUUAUUAUUUAUAGCUCGGUCACCACCGUGUUUUCAACACCUGUUUUCCUAAUGCUUAUUUUAAACCACCUUCCUUUCUUCAAGCCACUUUCAACAUCUUUUGUUCUUUCUUUACAUAAGUCAUGUGUGGUGAUAAUGUGCUCGUUGCCUUGAAUGUUGCUUACAGUUAAAUUUUUUUUUUAGAGUCUUUAUACUUUUAUAAAAGCUAAUUGUGCUUAUUAAGUCAAUAAGUAUAAGACAUAUAGUGAAUUAUAAUCAAUAUAAAUAAUAUACUGUUAUUGUAUCUGCUCAUUAAGUUAUGUGAUGUCAAUAAUUUUUUUUAUCAUUAACUAAUUUUUUAACAAAAAAGCUGAUUAACUACUGUUACAUUUCUGUGUUUCCACUUAAUUUAUUACUCAUGAGUACAAAGUAACAUUACACAUUAGAAAUCAUAUACAUAUCGGCUGCUUGUUCCUCAUCUGAAACACUGUUCAACGGGGACAGCAGUUAAUAAUCAGUGCGAAACAGCUAUUUGUCGGUACCGAUAUUUGAAUUCAUUUUUUGACCACUGAAAUAAUUACCUAACUUUCGCCAUGAAUACCCAACAUUCCCUGCCCGAAGCCGAUGAGGUAAUUCAGGGUGGGCUGCUUGUUAUCAGAUAUUUCACAGAAUGUCUUGACUUCAAAAUGUCUGUCUUCUGCACUUGCACGCUAUUCACCUAUUAUAAGAAAACAUUUUUUUUUCAAUUGGUGGUUGGAAAAAGUUUAUUGCUACUGUCAAGUAGGAUUCAUCCUAAGCUUUUUAUUUAAAAAAAACAAACAAAACAUGCCAGUUAAUAAUAAAUCAUUUAGAACUGUAGCUUAACAGCAUGGUCUUUAGAUGAAGCAGGCAAAUGAUACAUUUAAAAUCUUUAAAACUUUUAUUUAGUUGCUGUGAUUAAAUCUUUAGAAAUUUAUUUCAUAGUUUACUUUGUAUAAGGUUGUUGCCAAAGACAUUUUUGUAAUUUACAGUAGGCUUCCAAUCUAAAGUAGCACAGUCAUUGAAUGUUCAAGUUAUAUUCAAAGAUUGAGGAAGUAAAAAUUACUUUCAUAAUGAUACAAUGAUUGGCAAAAUAAUUUUAAUUAAAAAAAAUAUUUAAAAAAAAAUAAUAAUUAUUUUUUAUCACCGCCAGGUUGAAAAGCUCAGAAGGAAAGGAAUUUCUACCAUUAGCAAUGAAGCCUGAAGCUACAUACUGAGAGUAUUCAUUGGAAGAAUCAGCCACUUUGUAAAAACAUCAUUUAAACUUUGUCUUAAAGAGUUCACUUUGUCAAUUUUUAUAGCAUAAAUAUUCACCUUUAAAUUUCGGUAUGAGGCUAUUUCUGUUAUUGAUACGGGCAAAUUGUGAUCCCAAAUGAUAAAAUGAUAGCUUUAAUUUUUAGUUUUUCACAAUAUUAUUUAUUCAAAGAAACAUUGUCCACUUUGAGCCUCAGGCAUAUUUAUUUAGUAGGUUUUUAAAAAUUUUUUUUUUUUUUUAAAAUAUGCAGCCGCUGAAGUGAUUAUGUUUAUAGUUGUGUUCUCAUUGGUUCAUUUGUUUGUGCCUCAUAAGAGAAGUAACAGUUUUUUUGGUUUUUUUUAACGGCUGUUUUUUGUACAUUGUAUUUUUUUUUUUAUCUCACAAAUUUUGUAUAAUACUAUGAUAAAAUUUAUUUGGGUCUGUACAUAUGGUUGGUUAUUUCACAUUUCACUAUGUACAUUUUUAAUAACGUUGAGAUAAUAAAAUUACCCGAAGAAAAACAAGUAAACA
Molecule: messenger RNA, 15565 nt
Organism: Lymnaea stagnalis (great pond snail)
Lineage: Eukaryota; Metazoa; Mollusca; Gastropoda; Lymnaeidae
Source: the annotation of a GenBank genome assembly